UAGUUAAUGAGAAAUCCCGGAGGUAGAGGAAGGUCAUUGGCUUUAAGCCAGAGAGUUUCCUGAUCCCAUAGUUCCAUUUUGUCACCCAGAGCAGAAGAGGGGGGAAUCAUCCAGGACUCCCCACAACUCUAAGAAAGAAAACAUAAACAGAGCAAUGUCAAAAUUAGUGGAGUGUGUCCCCAAUUUUUCUGAAGGCAACAACAAAGAGGUGAUUGAUGAGAUUGCCAAGGCCAUCUCUCAGACCGAGGGCUGCAUGCUCCUGGAUGUGGAUGCAGGCCCUUCCACCAAUCGGACCGUUUACACCUUCGUAGGAAGUCCUGAAGAUAUAAUUGAAGGUGCACUGAAUGCGGCCAGAACAGCUUUUCAACAUAUCGACAUGGCAAAACAUAAAGGUGAACAUCCUCGGAUGGGAGCCCUGGAUGUUUGCCCCUUCAUCCCAGUGAGGAAUGUUACUAUGGAAGAAUGUGUCCAGUGCGCCAAUCUGUUUGGGAAGCGUUUAGCAGGUGAACUGCAUGUGCCAGUGUAUCUCUAUGGCAAAGCAGCUCUGAAGGAAAGCAGAAUAUCCUUGCCAGCCAUUCGAGCAGGAGAAUAUGAAGCCCUCCCUGAGAAACUAAAAAACCCAGAAUGGGCUCCUGAUUUUGGCUCUGCAACCUUUGUUCCAAGAUGGGGAGCCACAGCAACAGGCGCACGGACAUUCCUCAUAGCCUACAACAUCAAUUUGCUGUGUACAAAGGAGCUGGCACACCGGAUAGCACUGAACAUUCGGGAGCAAGGCCGCGGAAAGGACCAGCCUGGGCGAUUGAAGCAGGUGCAAGGCAUGGGCUGGUACUUGGACGAGGAGAAUAUUGCUCAGGUUUCUGCAAAUUUGCUGGACUUUGAGACCACGCCACUGCACACCGUCUAUGAGGAGGUCUGCAAGGAUGCCCAGGAUCUCAAUCUGCCAGUGGUGGGAUCUCAGCUGGUGGGUCUGGUCCCCAAAAAGGCCAUGCUGGAUGCAGCAGAAUAUUAUAUUAACAAAGAAAAUCUAUUCAUCCUUGAGGAGGAACAUAAAAUCAGACUGGUAAUCAACCGACUGGGGCUGGACUCUUUGUCUCCUUUCAAUCCCAAGGAGCGCAUCAUUGAGGAUAUGGUGCAGGAUGGCAAAGAGAGCGGCUGCCUGAUAUCCUUGCCUCUUCACACUUUUGUGCAGAAAGUUGGUGCCAGGUCAGCUGCUCCUGGAGGAGGAUCCGUAGCAGCAGCAAUGUCUUCUUUGGGGGCAGCACUGGGCUGCAUGGUGGGGCUGAUGACCUAUGGGAAGCGUCAGUUUGAGGAUCUGGACCCAGUCAUGAGGCGGCUGAUUCCUCCAUUCCAUCAGGCCAUGAAGGAGCUGCUCGUCCUGGUGGACACAGACUCUCUGGCUUUCAGCAGCUACAUGGCUGCUAUGAAGCUCCCUAAGAACACACCUGAGGAGAAAGAAAGGCGGACAGCAGCCAUGCAGCUGGGCCUGAAAAGUGCGGUUGGUGUUCCCUUUUCACUGGCAGAAAAAGUUCAUUCUUUGUGGCCCCUUUUAAAAGAAAUGGCUCUGCAAGGAAAUAUAGCCUGCAAAUCAGAUAUACAGGUGGCAGCUAAAGCUUUAGAAGCUGGUGUGUUUGGUGCCUAUUUCAAUGUUGUCACCAACCUGAAAGAUAUAACAGAUGAAGGCUUUAAGCAAAAGCUGCAAAUGGAAAUUUCCCACUUUUUAGAGGAAGCCACGAAAAGUACUGCGUUUGUGCUACAUCAUCUGGAGAAGCGGACAAUGUGAAUGAUUCUUCAUAUCAGGAACUUCUUAUCUAUGGAUGUAUAAGAACCAGUUGUAGUAUUGCCAGGUUGUAUGUAGAUAGACAUGCAGAUAUUUUGCCGAGUGAAAUACCAGAGCAACAGUGCUUGUGAUUUCUGUUCCACAGCUGCAAAUGCAGAGUUCCAUGUGCCCCAAUUCUAGUCUUGCACAUUGCUUCCUUGGUGGCAGCGUGGGGCUUGUUGUUCUUGGUAACUCCCUUGAACCAAAGUAGCCCCACCCACACCACUAGGAUAACAGGAGGAUGCAUUAUUCUGUGACUCAAAAAAUAUUUUUGAUAACUUUCUGUGGAAUGUUUGAGAUCUAGAAGAGGGAAGGAUGCUAUAGCUCAGUUGCUUUCAACAGUGUUCAUAAUGAAGUUGUGAGGACCAGCACCAAAGUUUCCAGCCUUGGCUUCUGGUUUCCAGUUGCCUUAAUGGCACAGCUCCCACAAAAGCGGAGAUUGUUAGCGAAGAUAAACAAGUAUUAUUUGAGGGUAAUUGUCCUUGCAAACUCCCCCCCCCCGGGCCUGGGGGGAGUAAGCUUCACUCGCAGAUUGUAUUGGUACCUGGCUUUUGCUCCGACAUGGAUGUGAGAGGUAUCACUUCAUUAUAAAUCCUUUGUUACAUAACCCCCCUCCCUUCUUCACUAAAGUAAAUGAAGAAGAAAGGAGAUGGGAGUACAGAUAUAGAUUAUAAUGUUAAACAGGAUUGUGUGAGGAAAAUAUUAACGUUUGGAAUAACUAUAAAAAGGGCUUGGAGCUCUGUGGAGUUAAUUUUUUACUUGCCUCCUGAUUGAGGGGAGGAGGGACUGGAUUUUGAAGACUUGCCGGGGCUCUGGCGGGACACCAGAUCAUUCUUCUAUGAAUAAUUCUAAUUAAUUGUUUCGAAUGGAGGGGAGAAUUUGGAGGCCUGCCAGGGUUUGGGCAGGACAUUGGGUGACUCCUUGCUUGAAAUCAAAAGUGAAAUUUUGCAGCUGCAUCAGAAGAGUUGAGAACAAAGAGAGACCUCUCCAGAGUAACUUUGAGUCAACGGAGCCGUAAGGCACAAAGGAGAUCAGGAAUAACUAAUAUGGACCUAAUAUUUGAUAAAGAAUUAAAGGAACAAUUGAUGGAAAUUAAAACCUCACACAGGAAGAAGAAAGGAGAACUUCACUUGCGAAUAUACAAAUUACAGUACUAUAUGUGUUAAUGCGAAUUGAAGUUAAUUAUUGUAGCUGUGGUAUAAGGGAGUGGAUUGUAUUUGGUCUGAGUAACAGUCUGGAGGAAGAAUUAAAGGAAUAAGACCCUGAAGUGCAGCACGUGGGAAGCCACACAAAAUUACAAUUUGGCUAUGUAACUGAUUUGUAUUUGAAUUGGUAUUGCUAUUUGGUAUCAAUGUAAUAUGGCACAUACUGGGUUUUUGUAAUUGAAAAGUAAUAAAAAUUAUUUAACAAAG
This is a messenger RNA of Podarcis muralis (Common wall lizard), 3228 nucleotides long. Lineage: Eukaryota; Metazoa; Chordata; Lepidosauria; Squamata; Lacertidae. The record is from RefSeq and is a predicted model, not a curated record.